CUGGUGACACUUUAUUUUUAUUCACUUUGACAAAUAGAAGAAAAAAGUUUGCAUAAGAGAGCCGUACACUCUACAGGCCAGAAGCUGAAUGGCUUAUUUUUUCACCACGGCUAGGCCAGUCCGUACCAGGCUGUAGAAACAUCCAGUGCAGCGCUGUGGGUUUGAGAGAGAGAGAGAGAGAGAGCGAGACAGGGGGCACUUGUCCGAUGCAAUCAAUUAAAAAAACCUGAGAGAGAUGUUGCAGGAAAACGAAGGACUAGAACGCUCAUUUUAGCAAACAAGAAGAAAUAAUCACAAGCAUAGCGGGGGGAAAUCGGUCACAAUCACAUGACAGAGGCUGAGUGACGGCUUCAUCAUCCUCAUCUUUCAAAUAUUUCCUUUAAUUGUCUUGAAAAAAAUCCAUCUGUCUUGGUGCGUGGUUCCUGAGCAGUCUCUUGGCAUGGAUCAGUUCAAAGAGGAAUGGAAGCAAGAGUGUGCCGUUCUCUCAGAACUAAUGUUGUUGCUAUGAAGGGUGGCAGCAGGACUAAGGACCCCCCUGUGGAAGGAGAGGUGAGUGGCAAACGACCAAAACGCAAGUGUCUUCAGUGGCACCCUUUGCUUUCCAAGAAAGUACUUGACUUCUCUGAGGAGGAGGAGGAAGAUGAGGAGGAGGAGCUUGAAAAGGAGCAUCAUCUAAAUCCUGAGGGACUAGAGAUUGAAGCAGAUGAAACUGAAGAUGAAGAAUCUUCUGAACAGCGUGCUCGAAGACCUAUGAAUGCCUUCUUGUUGUUUUGUAAAAGACACCGCUCACUUGUACGCCAGGAACAUCCACGGCUGGACAACAGAGGUGCUACCAAAAUCUUAGCUGACUGGUGGGCAGUGCUGGAGCCUAAAGAAAAACAGAAGUACACUGAUAUGGCCAAGGAGUAUAAGGAUGCUUUCAUGAAGGCAAAUCCUGGAUACAAGUGGUGUCCCACGACCAAUAAGCCAGUGAAAACCUCAUCUCCUACAGUCACGACCAGAAAGAAAGUUUGGACUUUUAGCCCAGACUCAUCUAAAGACUUCCCCAUUGCAAAAAAAACUGGCAGAGUAGAAGAUACACCACAGCUUAAUUUUGCCAUGGCAGACCCUACACAAAUGGGUGGCCUCAGCAUGUUACUUCUAGCCGGAGAACACGCACUAACAGCAAGGGAGAUCAGUUCUACUACAUCAUUCCCUGAAACCGCGACUUCUGACAAACAGGGUGGGAAGUCAGCAUUGUUCCAGCUUGCUGAGCAGAUUUCCUCAAGUACAUCUCCUGAAGUAACAGAUAAUGCAAAGCAACCAGCAAAAUCUACUCUGUUUCAAUUUGCAGAGAUCUCUUCUAGCACUUCUCAAAUUGGGUUCACGGACUCCUGUAAACCCGGCGGAAAUUCCUCACUGUUUCAACUGGCUGAGAUCUCUUCAUGUACAUCCAGUGUCCCUGCAGGAAAGCAGUGUGGACAGUCUGCACUCUUCCAGCUGGCAGAGAUGUGUUUAGCAUCUGAGGGAGUGAAAGUUGAAGACUGUGACAAACUGACAGAUAUAACCCCCGUGGAAAAUCCCCAAAAUGCUGAGACCUGUUUGGGUAAAAUCAAGGAAGAAAAUGAAAGCAAGUCUCAAAACUGUGACACUCAGGAUGUACUAAAUAUGGCACAAUCAUCAUCUUCCUCCUUAUUUUCCUCUUCGUCAUCUUCAUCAUCUUCCACUUCCUCAACUCCAACUGAUGUCAGUCUACAUGAAACUGGUAAAGUGGAGAAAGUAAAAAAGAAGAAAAAAAAAGGCAAAGUGGACACAAUGAAAACUGAGAAGUUAAUGCACAAAAAAAACUGCAAAAAGAGACAGUCUUCUGAGUCAGACUUGGAAAGUGUUAUUUAUACAAUUGAAGCAGUUGCUAAAGGAGACUGGGGAACAUCAGACGUACAGGGUGAGGAGACACCCCCCAAAAGAAUAUGUUCCUCUUCUGGUAUACGACUGAAUGCAAUGCCACCAAAGAAGUUGAAGUCCAAAGUUAAGAAAUUACUGAAGACUAAGGACCAGGAGCAAGUCAAUGACUCUGAGCUACCCGACUUGAAUGUUUCCAUGCCCAGCAUCAAUGUAGAUUUUGAGACAAUGGACAAAAAGAUGGUAAUGGUUGAGACCACAGAUAAUUGUGAAGAACAUGUUCCCCAGAGCCCCACACAUUUGUUAAUUAAAUCAGAAGAAAAGGAAAGCAGCUCAAAGAUAGAAAACUGUGGAUCACGGAAAUCUGAGCGAACAUGUAAAGGAGCUUUGUACAAGACACUUGUGUCAGAGGGAAUGUUAACAUCAUUGCGGGCAAAUGUAGAUCGAGGUAAACGAGGCUCAGGAAGAGGAACAACUUCAGAUCAUGAGGGAUGCUGGACUGAGGAUAAUUGGUCAUUUUCACAGACAGGCUCAAGCAGCACCAAGAAGUUGAAGAAAUCAAAAUCUAAAGAUGAUUCUCUUCCUGGGUUGGGAAAGUUGGGAGAGGAAUUUGAAAAGAAGUUCAACAGCCUUCCUCAGUAUAGCCCUUUGACAUUUGACCGCAAGAACAGCUUUGCUAUGAAAAAGAAAAAAAACAGUGGAAAUGGGGUAUCAGAGCAACCAAAACAAAAUAAAGGUUCAUCUCCGUCUCAAAAGAAGAACUUAUUCCACAAGAUUGUCAAUAAAUAUAAGCACAAAAAGGAGAAAUCUAAUUCUUUAGAAAAAGCCAUACCUACACAAGAUGCACAUUCAGUUGAAGCUGUCCAGAAAAUUAAGAAGUCUUCAACAUUGAGUGUAAUUGCAUCUGAUUCAGUGGGAGCAGGGGAACCUCUUGUGGGCAGCCAGAAGAGGAAAGCAAGAAAGACCAAAAUAACCCAUUUGGUACGGAGUGCAGAUGGAAGAGUAUCUCCUGCUGAAGAAAGCAGAACUAGGGAACUGGUACAAAGCCCAGGAGAAAAGCCAUUAAAAGAAGACACAUUAUACAGUGAGGAUUGCUACAGAGAAACAAAGGCUCAGUCUAUGUGCAGUAUUACAGCAGACAUGCCAGCUGUAUCUUCUAUUCCAGCAUUUGUCAGCUUGGCUGCUCUGGCUGAGGUGGCAGCAAUGGAGAAUGUACACAGAAGUCAGCGUUCUCUGCCACAUGAAGGACAGCCAAAUGAAAUGGCCCAAACUCCAGUCCUUAUUUCCUGCGCAGAUCAGUGAUGACUAUUUUGAAACACAAAUGAAAGUGUUCUUCAGUGAAGAAACUCUGAACUUUCAUUUGCUUACCUCCUUGCCAUGCCCUGACUGCGAAAGAUUGCAUUAGGAUACCACUCUGUGUGACUUGAGGUUUUCCUUAAAACUUGCAAGAACUUGAAUUUAGUUUUGUGGGUUUGUUCCCUCUUGUUAAACACAGAAGAUUAAUUUUAUAAAGGAGAGGAGCUAAACUGGUCACUUUGUUUUUUGUUAAUACUUGUCACUUAGUGGGCUGUGACAAGUUAUGCAUUUAACUGUUGAAAGGAGAAGGCUGCUGUUUUAAAGGUCAAGUUUUGUUUAAAAAUUGCAUUUUUGUUACUUUUUUGCUUUACAUUUUUUAUGUAUUGAGAAUAACCAACUUUUUGCUACAUUUUGUGUCAGCAUUGAUCAUACACUGUAUGAAACUCCCUCCCUAUAUGUAUUUCAGGCAUCUUCUCCGGUUUGGUGAGCCAGCCAUCCUUCCUGAAUUAUGUGGUAUGGCAGAUGCUCUGUGCAGAAGGCAUUAUUUAAGUGAAUUAAACUGGGAAAGAUGUAUUAUUAGCUAUACAAUCUACUAUACAAGUUUUUUUUCUAUAUAAUUAUUUUUAAGAAUAUUUAAUUAUAACAAAGUAUAUUUAAAUAGUAAGUUAUGUUUUCUUGUAUCUAUUUCAGGGUGUCAAAAAUCAAGAAAAAAGUGAUAGACUGUCGUUAAAAGCCAAUUUAAGAAAAAAAGUAAAAAUAAAGUGGUUAAAAUGUAAUUUUAAUCAUAUGUGCAAAUUACACUUAAAAUGAACCAAAUGAUUCAUGCACUUUAGUGAAUAAAAUACUUGUUUUUUUAUUUGAAAACAGCAGAUUUAAAUGCUUCCCAGUAAUACAAAACUGCUUUCUGCAAAAUACCAAAAUACUGUCCUUUCCUUUUUCUUUGGUGAAAAUUAAAGUUUGGUGCACAAAAAAGCAAUACACCAGUACAACUGAAGGGUUUAACACAGGGAAAACAAAUUGCUCUUUCCUUAAACAACCGUGCAUACAUUUACUUGGUAAAAUAAAAUAAAAGUAGUUUAUACAGAUAUUUUUCCUUCCUGAAAGACAAUCCCUCCUUAGUACUGGUAAAGUUUACAUUGUUGCAGUGCCUAGAUAAAUGCUGUGUUCAUGAAAAUGUUAAUGUAGUCUGCUUUUCUUACUAAUGGUGUAAUGAACUAUUUUAUUUUGGAUAGAAUGAAGGAGACAUUUGGACUUCUAGAGAAGUGAAAAUGAGCAUCUCAUAAUUUAAUUCUAUAGAAAAUCUGUAUAGCCAUUGCCAGUAAGGCUUAUAUGCAAAACUUUUUGAAGUGUUUUUGGUAUUACCAUUGCAGCCUUCAACAUACUUGUUGUACUGAGCUAUCUGUGUUCCCAAAAAUGACUUGUUUGAUAAUGUGUAAUUAUUUGAUACUUCAACAGUCAUCUGUAGACAGUGUACCAGAACUCAGUUUUAUAUUUAUAAUGCUAAAAGUGCUGAAUAGAUUGAUCACUGCAUUUAAAAAAAAAAAAAGUUCAAAUACUUGAAUGUGAAAAUGUAUUUUUGUGACAACUCUUGACCUUUAGCACAGUCUGUGUAGCUUUUAUAUUUUAAUGCAAGUGUGUGCAAGUAAUUUUCUUUUGUAACCUCCACACUGCAUUAACUCUUAUAUAGAACUACUAGUCUGACAUCAGUUCAAUUCAGAAAUUUCAGUUUUGUCUAAGUUUUUAAAUUACAUUAUUUCUUCCAUUCCAGACAUGACAAAUUAUUUAUGUGAGUGGUUUCUUUGGGUAAUGGGGUGGUGGGUUUGAUGGGCAGAGUAUUGACACUUUAUCAACUGCAUUUCAGAGGAACAUGAUUUGCUUUUCCUUUUAAAGAUGCCAAUUAUUAACUUCAACCAAACAUAUAAAAAAGUGCUAUAAAACAUAAAUAAACUGUUCAAGGAAAAAUAUCAACGUAAUAGUGUUCCCUAUCCAACAUGGCCUCAUUCUUUUAAACCUUCAUUCAUAUAGGUGUCAUCACUGUAGUGGUUCAAGACAGAACAUUGUCCCAAGUUUUUCUUUAACACCAGCAUUACACUGCAAAUGUUUUGUAGCUUCCAGGAGAAAACUCAUGCCUUUAAAGGGCAUUAUAAAAACAGCAUAUUAAUAAUUUAAAACAAUGGUGCUUUACUAUAAACAACAUUAUUAAGCUUUCUUCUUGCCCCAUUUCUGCAUUGGUCUUUUUUUUUUUUGUAUCUGGCUUCACUGAACAGAAAUACGUAUGCCAUUUUUUGUACCUCUUUCAUCUGUAAAUGUUUCAACAAUUUAAUUUAUGGUGUCCCAUUAAGUCUACUCUAGAUUGAAUGUUUUUUGGUUAUGGGAUAGAUUUUUUUAUUUGAUUACAGUUUAUACAAUAAAUAAAUAUUUAUUGUAUAAAUCAAAUAUUCUUUUUAUAUCAUUGCUGGUGUUAGUGUUGCUCGUUUUAAUUUUAUUUGAUAUAGGGUCAUCAUUGACAUGAACAUUUUUCAUUUAGAGUAGUCUAUUUGCUUUGAUUAUAUAGUCAAAUGUUAUGACAUCUUUUCAUUAAUUUUGUGUACCUCAUUUAAAGAUACAAAGCAUUUAAUAACAAAUGCUUCACAAAACCACAAGCGUUUUUCUGAAAACUGCUACAUUAAGAAUAGUCCAGUUUACAAAAUAAAAACUGCUUUGAAAGUAACCUUUUUGAGCAAAUGUUUCUGUGAUGAAAUAACCUGGGAAAAAUGUGAGCAGUAGAUAAAAUAAGGUAUAAAACACAUGAAACAUAGUCUUACUGCCAAACUAUUCAGCAUUAUGAAGAGGUUCCCAAAAAGCAGUUAAACCCUAGUUCAGUUGUCAUUUUUCUCGUUAUGUUGUAGAUUGACAAUAUUGAUCUGCAGUAAUUUAGUUUACUAGAAAUUAUUUUUGUGGAAAGGUUUCAAAGAAUAGAAAAAUAUGAUAUGCAUACUAGUUGAAUAUCUUGAAUUUUAUAAACAAAUGAAAAAUAUAUCCCCUCACAAUAAAAGUCUGAUUGUAGCAAUGCUUAUUUGAGAAUCUAGAGAUAUUUAAUAAUGUGCAUGUUUAAUUUUUUUGAACAAAUCCUCUGUUACUAGGUGCCUGAAGAAAAAGACUUAUGCUUGUUUUUAAGAAUACCUGUUAUAAAAAUAUUUUAAUCAAAAGCUUUUAUACAAAAGAAAGUGAAGAAAGCAUAUUAAAAUUGUCUGAGUAUGUCAAAGGUUUGUUGUUGAAAGGGGUCACGUAAAUUUCUUGAAUAGACAAAAGAUUUGAAAAUGUCACCUAUUUGUGCCUUUUCAAACAGAAAGUUUUAUGACUGAAACAACUACCAAUUGCUAACUUUUCGAACAUAGGUCUGAUAUUUAUCGUAAUCCCAUUACUUUUGGUCAGCUUCCCUUCUUCUUUAACACACAUACUUGUAUACUCCUACAAUCGUCUUGCAUGCUUUCUCUUUGCAGUUAGUAUUAUAAUGUGGGCAUGUAGCUGAUAAGUGAUUUUGUAGCGUUAAAUCACAAAUUUUAAAAAAGCAGCUCAUGGACUAGCCAAAAUAUAACAUGGUGAAUUAUUAUAGCCUACUCUUUAUUAUCAAUGGAACAGUUAUUGAAAUUUUUAUUUAAUAGCUGGCACUGUGUUUUUUUUUAUAAUAACAUUCUAGCCUUGGAUAUACAAAAACAUUUGUAUUUUUCCAGAUUAUCUUAGUUGGUUUCCUGAUUUUGCAUAUUUAAAAAGUACAUGGCUAAUAUUAGAUAUCAGAUAACCUCACAGGAAUGUCUUUUAUUUUUCAAGUGAGGUACUUAAGUCACAUCUUAUGUGUAAAAGUGUUGGAACAUUUCAGCAUAACAUAAGACCAGUUUAUACCACCAGGUGACAAUAAAACACAAAUGCAAUGCAUGAAACUGAAAAAUGCAAGCUUUCCCCAGGAUGGUUUUCCUUUAGAAACAUUUUUAAUAAUUUUUUUUCUUGUAUUUUUGUUUGACUUUCCAAAUAUACAAAAUAGAGUGCAAAAUGAUACUUAUUAUCAUAAGAUUUAAAUGAAUCUAUAAAAGAAUGAAGCCAUGUUUACUGCCUUUUGGCCUUUAAAAGUUGCGCCUUUCUUCUUAGUGCUCUCAGUUUUGUGCAAUAAUCCUUUUUUAAUUAAAUUGAUCCUUCUUUUUCUUUUUUGUAACUGACUUUUUUAUAUUUGUCAUUUUUAUUUUCUCCCUGUCAGUGUGGCUACACUUGUAUUUUAUACAUAUGUUCACUUAAUGUCCAAUGCAAUUCUUUCAUUUGACUUCUUCUUUACCUCACAGCCCUCUCUUUGGGUUAAAUUUACUGAAUAAGGACUGUUGUGUAAUGCUUAAUAGAAACACAAUAAUUUUAUUUCUUAAUUCUAAAGCACGUAGGCACUGAAACUUGUAGACAUAUUUGCAGAGCCUUUAGUCUAAUAGCUUUGACAUCAUUGCUUUUAAGACUUCUGUUUUAAAGUACUGUGUCAUUUGUACUGAGAGUUUCACACACAUGUUAAUUAUAUUUGUUUUAGAAAUAUGUUGUAUAGUUUUGUGUACGUUUCUGCUUCCCAACUACAUGAUACUGCUGAAGAAUUACUUUAUUUAAGUAUAAUUAUUUUUAGGUUUUACUGAAUACUUAUAGAUUGUUGAAUUCAAAUCAUUGAUUUAAAGCAAGUUUUUAUUUUAUUUCAGCAAUGCUGACUUAGCUAUAGCUGAGACUACUGUCUAAUAAUUGAAAGAACUUCAUGCCAUUCAUUAUACAGUGAGCAUAUUUAAUUGGGAUCCUGAAACUAUCUUUUUAAACAGUUAACAUUGUCACUUUUUCUUCAAAGUGGUAUCAUCAUAUAAUGCAGAAGAGAUAAGGGUUCACUAGUGACCCCAUCAAUUUGUACAGUUUAUAUAUCACAUUGUACAAUUUCUGAAAAGGUUAAUCCACCUUUACCUGCUCACUGCGUGUAAUAAGUUGAAACCGACAGUGUUUAUACUUCUUGUGAAGCUCGCUAUUAAAAGCCAUUCACAAGUUCUUUCACCCAUUUUCCUACCCUCCUUUUUGCGUUAUUGAGUUUUGAGCAGCUGGAGCAGGAACCAAAACAGAAUGUAACACCACUCCACUGCAGGAGAUGCAAAUAUUCACACAUGGCCAAUUAAGUUUUUCAUUUUACUUAUCAUGAAUGUUUUGAAUUUGAAAGAAGUCUUGAAUACCUGGGGAAAAACCAAUGUGAGGAAAGGGAGAGUGUGCAAAUACCACCAAGACGUGACUAUGCUGGGAUUUCAACACACCUCCCUAAAGUAGUAUACAUUUAUGAAAGAUUUUUAUUUAAACUACAUUUAAAAUAAAAGGGAUCAAGCAUGUCAGGGACAAAAAACUAGAAAACCUGUUGCACUGAGCUGGGAGUAGCACUGCUAUUUUCAGGUAGAAUAUCAGCAGAAAUUACUCUAGACUUACAUUUUGUGGUACUCUGGCUUUAACAUAUGAAAUCGUUGUUUCAAAAUGAUAAAUAUUGGUAAAAAUAUACAUUAUGAUUGUUGUAUCCUACCAAGCUAUCUUCUAACCGCUUAAAACAAAUGUUGGUUUGGAUUAAGAACAUUUAUUUCUAAAGAGAUUUAUGACUGUUUUGUAGACUUGAAGGAAAUUACCAAAACAUUGUCCAAGGUUGGUUGUAAAACACAACCUUUUAUUCUGUUCAGGUGCAUCAACAUGUAAAGGAUUGUAAUGGAUAAGUAGACCAAUGCUUGCUACUUGGAAUACUUCUAUAAUUGUCUAGAAUUCUUAUAUUACAUUUGGUAAACAUACCCUUUAGUAUUAGCAUUGCCUCUUGAAUGUAUUAGCGUUUUUAACUUGUAUUUUUUAUUUCUAAUGUGUUUUGUAAAUUUCCAUUAGUGUGUGACUGAUUUUGUUUAAGAAGGUCUUUGCAAUAUAUAUAGAUAAUAGAUUAUUUGUGAUAUUGGCUGUUUGUCCAAAUAUACAGCAACCAUCUGCUUUCAUAGCUAUAAUUUAUUUUAAAGUCUAUGGAGUAUAUAUUAGUAAAAUGUAUAUAUGUUUAAAAAUUAUAUCUAAUUAUACAAUUGUUUAAUUUGCUCAGAUAUAACGAAACUAUACAAACUACACUAAAUGCAGAUAAAUAUUUGUCAGUAUAGACAUAUUGCCAAAACUUCCUAAUUUUAGUUAAAUACAUUUCGUAUAUACAUUCUCACAUACUGUAUACUAGUGAAAAUGAAAUUGCUGAAAAUACUGCUUGAAAGUGUAUAGAACUAGCUAGUUCAGAUAGAAUGUUAAUGCUUCCAUACAUGUGUGCAAUUAUCUUUAACUAGUUUUCAUUGUAUGUAUUUCAUUUUUGCUCCUUAAUUAGUCUUUUUACUACCUUAAACAGACAGAAUCGCUCAGGCUUAUUCUUUUUUCUACCUUUUGUUUAUAAAAUUCUGGUAUACGUCGGUUGGUAGCUUUUCCAAUGAAUCUAUCCUCAGUUAAGGGUGUGCAAGGAAAGCAAAAUGCAUGCAUGCCACCAAGAACAGAAUUUUUGAGACAAAUAUGCAUAAUAGUACUUAACAGUAGAUUUCUCUUUGCAGCACAUUUUAUUAUUUUUUGGUUAGCCAGCAACUAUUAGUAGCAUAUUUAUUUGCACACCUUGUCCCCUGCUCAGGAUAAAGCAGUUACAGAAAACAGAAAAGUCUGUGUGUGUACACAAAUUUGGUAUUUGUAUAUGUCUAUGGGUAUAUACAUUUUUACUUACUGUACAUAUACAGUAUAUAGUAUAGUACUGCAUACAAAAAACACGCACACUCAAAAAUGGCAUUGAAAGUGCUAUAAUUUCAAAAUCAGAAUUAAGCACAUUAAUGUCUUCUGAAGGAGAAGUUGCCUAAUUUUGUCAGGAUGAUCAUGCAUAUCUGCAAUUCACAUAGUUUAAUGUAUUUUGUUAGUACUGUAUCAUGAGAUAAAAACUUGAUUGUUUUAGCCCUUUCAUAAAUGCAGCUUUGCCUUAUUCUUUUGACAGAUUCAGAAGGAGAGAAAUUAUGCAAUGCAGCAUAUUUACUUUAAAAUAUUUCUAUAGUUUCAGAUUUUAUAAGAGUGCUGUUCAAAUAAUCUUGACUAGUAGCAGCCUGAUAUGUGUAAAUUCUUUUAAUAGCAAUAUCUAUUUUUUAUUUUACUUCAUUGUAGUUUAAUUUUGGAAAGUUCUUCCUUAUGUUCAGGAUUGAUUCAAUAACACUUUUACAGUUAAGUAAUUAUCAAAAUUAAUACAUAUACAAAUGAGUAAUAAGUCAGAUGGCACUUAUGUUUGAAAAUAGUAAUGUGUUUGGAAGGGUAUAAUCAUUGUGGUUAUUGUUUUGGUCUCUUUUAAAUUAUUGGAAAAAUAAUGAUAAUGUGCAAGAAUCAUAAAACUCUGUAAUUGUGAAAUAACUUACAUAAGCAAAAAGACACUUUUUGGAGGAAAUGCAUACAUGAAUUUUCUUUUGCUUAUACUGCUAGCAGAUGUAGCAUUUUAAUGAACUAUAGUAAUUUGGUUAUAGACAAGGUUUUAUUUAUAAACCUUUGUUAACCCCUGAAAAUAUGAUACUUGCUGCAACUGUCAGCAGGAGUCAUUAUUUCAUUACUGUUACAGCCUGUUGAUACAUAGUUCACACUUCCUUUUUAUACUUAUUGUAAUUGUUUUUCAUUAUUUGAAGUAUUUCUGGCAGUGCAUUAUUUACAUUGCACCAUGUGUAACUGAGGACAUUUGAUGAAACUCACAAUUAGUAGUAUAUGGAAUGUCCCAGAAUUUUUAGCAGUGUGUAUACCCUCAUAAAGUAUAAUUUUCAAUCUCAUGGAACAUACUUCAUAAUCACAAUUUUAUAUUUUGAAUUAUUAGAACGGGCGGCACGGUGGUGCAGUGGCUAGCGCUGCUGCCUCACAGUUAGG
This is a messenger RNA of Polypterus senegalus (gray bichir), 11082 nucleotides long. RefSeq names its product HMG box transcription factor BBX. The transcript has 18 exons. Gene Ontology annotation, molecular function: RNA polymerase II transcription regulatory region sequence-specific DNA binding; DNA-binding transcription factor activity, RNA polymerase II-specific. Bases 460 to 3183 code for a protein of 907 amino acids. Gene Ontology annotation, biological process: regulation of transcription by RNA polymerase II. Lineage: Eukaryota; Metazoa; Chordata; Cladistia; Polypteriformes; Polypteridae. The record is from RefSeq and is a predicted model, not a curated record. Gene Ontology annotation, cellular component: nucleus.